GUCCAGUGCAUCCUUCUCCCGUUUGGUCAUCCCCUCCACUUCACAGCAGCCCCGACUCGCGCUCGCCCUCCCGCGCCUCGCUGCCCCUGUUGUGUUGGACGGGGCGCCGAACGACACCACACUGCCACUGCACCGCAGGGACUCGGACACCUCCCUCCGGCAGGGCGGCCUGGGGCGGAGGGGUGUGGUUGGUCUGGGUGAGGAUGGCCAGGGGGGUUGGCAUGGUGGGUGAGUGCGAUGCCAUCGAGCUGGAGGGGAAUCUUGAGCGGCAGUAGGAUCUGGCUGCACAGGAUGCCUGGCUUGUACGUCAGCCGGCGGACGGUGAUUGACAGGUUCUGCACCGCACGACAGGCACAGGUCACCAUUCGUUCGUGCGGUGUGCAGUGAGCGUCUCUGGCUGCCUGUCUUACCAUAGUCAUGCAGCUCGAUGAGAUCUUGUGCGCCAAUUUGUUGGGGACGGGAGCUGACGUGUGGACACGCGUGGACAUGCGGGGCCUUCAGGGCCUUAGCCACUGGGGGGCUGACUGUCCGUCAGCCCCGCCCACCGAUUUGUGGCUGCCUUU
This is a messenger RNA of Vitrella brassicaformis, 563 nucleotides long. The record is from the annotation of a GenBank genome assembly. NCBI's taxonomy places the organism in Eukaryota, Vitrellaceae.